UAUGUUUGACUAUGAUACAAAAAAGAAAAAGAACAUCAAAACACUUGGCAAUCUGAUUUAUACUCGGGGGCUACGCCCCCUCGUACAAAUCAGAUAGCCUCGUGUUUCGAUGCUCUUUCUAUUACAUGUACCUUAAAGUACAACAUUUCAUGAACUGAUAAGACUUUAUGUGUGAUUGUGUGGAGGACAAAGCAUAUACUUGUAAACAUUAAAAUCAUGAUAUCUAUGGUAAUUUUUGUCGGACUUUUUAAUGGCGUUGCAGGAUUGUCAACUACAACAUGUUAUGAUGGAUGGCUGGCAUUUGAAGGGUCGUGCUAUUACUUUGGCUCUCAGACAGUUCACUUUACUGAAGCAGAGCAUUUCUGUAGACAGCAUCGCAACAGCCAUCUAAUACGUGUUGAUAAUAAACUUGAAAAUGCCUUCAUCAAAGAGAAAUUACGAGACUUCAAACCGAAUACUUGGUGGCUAGGAAUGACUGAUGAACUGAUUGAAGGAACAUGGCAAUGGUUUGACAACGACCAAAUAGCAAAUUUUACAGAUUGGCAUCCGGGUCAGCCUGACGCUGUGCCGGAGGAUUGUGCUGUGUUUUACAACAGUUUUAACUUUAAUUGGGCAGAUAUAAGCUGUAUUAGUAAUUACCGUCCGAUCUGUGAAGUUCGGUGUGUAUAUUUUUGAGGGUUCAUUCAUUAAUAACUAUUAAUUAAUGGAAAUC
Molecule: messenger RNA, 712 nt
Organism: Ruditapes philippinarum (Manila clam)
Lineage: Eukaryota; Metazoa; Mollusca; Bivalvia; Venerida; Veneridae
Product: C-type lectin domain family 17, member A-like
Exons: 5
Coding region: 217-675 (152 amino acids)
Source: RefSeq, a predicted model, not a curated record